CCUGCGCAUGCGUUCUUUUUUCCGGCCAGAACAGUUUAAUUUUAUGUAGUUAGCUGUACUGUUGGUAUAUUCUUUUUGUUUAUUUGAUUUAUUCAGACGGAUUAAGGAUAAUUGUAAUUACGUCAGGUUAGUCAGAGUGGAGUGAGCGGAAAUACAAAUCUGUGGGGGAACGAAAAGCUACAGAACACCGGCUCAGAUGAGAGCGUUGUCUCUGCGUUCUGAACAUCAUGCUUCCCCGGGCGGGUAAAGAGUUUCUGGUCCGGAUUCGGUUCUCCUGGAGGCCUCUGUUCCAGGGCCGGUACCUGCUGCUCACCAACACGCUGAGCGGAGGGCUCAUGCUGUCGCUGGGAGACAUCCUGCAGCAGACUCGGGAAAACCGCAGGGAGCCGGGUCGAGUCCGGGACUGGGGGAGGACAGGCAGAAUGUUUGUGGUUGGUUGCUCCAUGGGCCCAGUGCUGCACUACUGGUACAUCUGGCUGGACAGAGUUUAUGUGGGCAAAGCACUGAAGACGCUGAGCAAGAAGGUUCUGGUGGACCAGCUGAUCGCCUCACCGACGCUGGGAAUGUGGUAUUUCAUAGGUAUGGAUCUGCUGCAGGGACGCUCUUUAUUGGACGGAUGGGCGGAGUUUAGAGGAAAGUUCUGGGAGUUUUACAAGAUGGACUGGUGUGUUUGGCCCGCUGCGCAGACGAUCAACUUUUACUUUCUGUCACCCAAGUUUCGUGUCGUGUACAUUAAUUUUGUCACGUUAGGAUGGGACACCUACCUCUCAUAUCUUAAACACAGAGAUAAGAGCCAGCAGGAUGACCUGACAUCUGACAGCAGCUCUGUGGAUUCACAGCAGGAAGAUCGGACAUCUUCUAAACCUCUGGAGGAAAAAGCUUAGAGUUCUUCAUUAUCUGUGACUUUAAUUAAAUGCAAGAGAACAUUUUAAUUAUACUUUCAGACCCUCGCUCCUCCUCUUGAAGAACACUAUAAGAAGGCAUUUAUCUAUGAGGAGCUGCAUAUUUGUAAUUUUUCUUCCUGUUUUUUGUGUGUGUGUGUGAAAGAGGUGAAUCCCGUAGGAGCAUUCAGGGACGACAGCAGCUUCACUGCCCUCACCGCUGAUAUUCCUGUUUCCAGACGUUGUGAUUGUUGAGGCGUUUUGUCUCGACUAAAGCUAUAAGCUGACGCGGUACCUCUCUUUUUCUAUGUUGUUAAAAAUGUUUCCGUAUAAGAUUCCAAACUGUUUUUAACCCAGCUCCACCAUGAGAACCGUUGCCUUAACAUGCAGUCCAGUUCUCAACAUUAUUGUGCCAAAUAAUCUGUUUAUCCUUUAUGAUUCCUGUUGAAUGAUGCUUGAGAUGAAGAUGAUUAUAGUUAAAUCCAAUAUUACACAGAACUGUAGACUGUAAAUAUAAACUUGAAUCCUGUUAAACUGAAUAUUUAUCACGUAUAUUUUCAGUUUGAUGUGUGAAACAAAAUGUUUCCACCAAUUAAGUUAUUAAUUAGGUUUUUUGGGUGAAUUUUAUCAAUUAAAUAUUUGUAGUUUUUCUUAUUUGUAUGAUUGCGCUCUACUAAAUGAUGUAGAUAAUUGGUUAAAAACAGAAGUCUGUAAAGAAAUUAUAGAUUAUUUUUUUUCUAAUUUUUAAUUUUUGUUUAUGUUUUGUCUUGAAAUUGAAUGAUAAUAGGUGUUGUAUGAACAUGGAGAAAAUAUUUAUUACAUGACAUUAAAGCGAAUUAAACAUGAAUAA
Xiphophorus maculatus (southern platyfish) is the source of this 1731-nucleotide messenger RNA. RefSeq names its product MPV17 mitochondrial inner membrane protein like 2 (gene mpv17l2). The record is from RefSeq and is a predicted model, not a curated record. Gene Ontology annotation, biological process: mitochondrial ribosome assembly. Lineage: Eukaryota; Metazoa; Chordata; Actinopteri; Cyprinodontiformes; Poeciliidae. Bases 228 to 884 code for a protein of 218 amino acids. The transcript is spliced from 6 exons. Gene Ontology annotation, cellular component: membrane; cytoplasm.